Molecule: messenger RNA, 1280 nt
Organism: Linum trigynum
Lineage: Eukaryota; Viridiplantae; Streptophyta; Magnoliopsida; Malpighiales; Linaceae
Source: the annotation of a GenBank genome assembly
GAAUCAAUUUUUUUUCUUAUUCGUCACUAACUUUAUAGAUCGUUUCACCAUAACCACCGACCAUUAGUAUCCGUUAGACUCCGUUAACUCCGUUAGUUUUUUUAUGAUGUGACAAACAAAAUUGCUGACUGGACCAUUAAUUUAAUGACAUAUCAAUUUUAAAAAAUAAAAUAUUAACACGGCCAUCGGAGUGCCAAGCACCAAUGUGAACUUCCUCUGCCAAAUAUUGCAAACCGCUGAAUCGCCCGCUGCCUCCUCCUGAUCGGUGGCUUUCGACGUUCCAUUUCUUCCCCACGACGACCGCCGAAAUCUUGCGAACCCAUGACCGCCUCCAUUUUCCUUGCCUGAGAUUACUAAGAUGAUUAACCGCUCGCAUAUACUCACGACUGCAGGCAGCGGUAGCCAAGUCCAGCCGCCUGGCCAUUUAAUAGAACGACAGUGGAGUGACAUCUCCUAACUUAUCUUAAAUAGCACAGUGGGUUCUGGGUUGAAGCCAAUUAUGGUGUAAUUCUUCAUUCCCCAACUUUAUCCCCAAUUGCACCCAAUGCUUUAUAGCACUAAAAAUCAAUUCGGGUUUCUCACAAGCAUAUCAGCAAACAAUUCGUCGACAAAUCAAUAUCCAUCAAUUUAUUUUUUCUUUGGUCCUUCUCCCGCUCUCUCUUUAGUCCAUCGGAAGCUGGGAUCCUUCCUCCAUCUCGGGACUCCCCUGUUAUUCACGAUUGCGAAAUGAAAUCCGCCGACGGUGGUUCGAUUUCUCCCGCCGCAGAUUUCACCCCUAGUCUGGGUUCCUCAGCUCUACCACGACGAGUCGCCGGCAGCUUUCACCCCUCGUCUGGGUUCCUCGGCUCUACCACGACGAGCUUGAGCGACGAUAGGAAUUCCUCAGAUUCUAAGGACAGAAGGGCGGUAACAGCGGCGGAGGAGGGCGAUCGUCAUCAACGGCCUACCUAAACGGCUCUGUUUCCGGCGAAGGCAACGAAAGCUCAUCCUCCUCCGCCGGGUUCAGAGACCGUAAGGGAGGCAGAGAAGAGGGGAAGUUUUUUUUAAGGGAGAGGGGACGUUCAUGGUGUUGCAGCCACUCGAUUAUAUGGUAAUUAAAUAUUUUUUUUUUAUUUCUUUAAAUUGACAAUGUCAUUAAAUUAAUGGUCCAGUCAACAAUUUUGUUUGCCACGUCAUCAAAAAACUGACGGAGUUAAUGGAGUUAACUGAUACUAACGGCCGGUGGCUACGGUGAAACGAUUUAUAAAGUUAGUGGCGAAUAAGAAAGAAAGGUGAUUUGA